Messenger RNA from Saccostrea cuccullata (small rock oyster), 1123 nucleotides. Its product is annotated as pre-B-cell leukemia transcription factor 3-like. Bases 51 to 392 code for a protein of 113 amino acids. Lineage: Eukaryota; Metazoa; Mollusca; Bivalvia; Ostreida; Ostreidae. The record is from RefSeq and is a predicted model, not a curated record. The transcript is spliced from 3 exons.
UUAUUUUGACAGGAGCGGCCGGUUACAAUGUGGGCGGGGGACAGGCAGGGAUGUACAUGAAUCUUAACGGCGGUGACAACUACCAGAGUAGUGAUAAUUCGGUAGGAGACAAUGUCCAAAAUCAGGUGAAUGCAUUGAGGCAUGUCAUUUCACAGUCUGGUGGUUAUAGUAGCGACAGCAUGCACAGUACGCCAGCCUCCAUGUAUGAACAACAUAUGAACCAACAGAUUACGCCACACACUCGUAGUCAAAAUGGUUCCCCUCACGACCAAAAACCAGAAGACAGUACUGAUAGUUGGUGCGCAGGUGCUUUUAUGCAGGGCUUGGAUGGAGAGGGAGAGAAUUAUGAUGGCGCCGGGGAUGAACCAGGAUUAAAACGCCCGAAAAUUUAGUUACUUUAUGAUUGUAUCGUGACAAUUCCAAGUUCUUGCCAGAAUCAAAUAGUAAACUUUCUUUUGUGUGUGGUGUUUUCGGGUGUAAAGUCUUAACUUUGUUUUUAAAAAAGUCUGGUGUCUUUGUAAAGUUAAAUUUUCCAGUGGUCAAAAUAGAAAACAUUGUUCACGUAGAUAGUUAUCUGCAGUGGUGUUUAUAAAAAAAAUCAAGUGCUUAGUACAUGUAUCUUGAAUCGGUAGUUUUAUUAUAUUCAAAGACCAAAGACAGGACUUCUUUAAAUUCAUUUUGAUGCCUAAUUUUAUUUAAGCCUUUUACAUGUAUACCAAAUGAUGAUUUGAUUUUAGUUUAAUUGUUUUUUUAAAUGUAGAUGCUUUAUAAAGAUGUUGUGCAUGAAGUGUUGUGCUGAGAAGACUAUACUAUAGAAACACAAUCGGUUGUGAAAAUUUGAUUCUUUUUAUUUUGUAAGUUGUUUUCAAAGGUAUUAAUUAACCGUAGGUUACAGAAAAAUUACAAAAUCUUAUUGAUUGUAACUGUGACAUCCCAAGAAAAGAGCAUGUAUUCAGCUUAUAUUAACAUGAUUGCAUAUAUGCUGCGUAGAUAUGUUUAUUUUGUUUGUGCAUAUCAAGUGUUAAGUAAAUAAAAGUUGACCAACAGUUAUCCUGAUAUAGUAAAUAUCGUAUCAAAAAAAUGUUCCAAAAUUCGCUGUAUGAAAAUAAAUGAUUAAAACUUC